AUGAGCAGUACAAUGCACACAAAUACCCCUAGUUCAUGGCAGAAGCGUGCUGGUCGCCAGAAACAGCAGGCCAAUAGUAGACUUGGUUCAUGGUUCGUUAGCAAGUUUACAAGCAAGAACAAGAUGCUGCGCGAGCACGAUGAGGAGACCGCACAGAAUCUCCGCCGUCGGCCUGUUGGCAAGCUCAGCGCGGUAACUAACCAGCAACAAGCUAACGCUGCGCGACGAGAUGAGCUCAGUCGUCCUAAACCCAUGCGUCAGAAGAGUUUCUUGCGCCAGCAGCUCCAAGAAAUGAAGCGGCAAUCAGCAGAAGCGCUUUUGCGUGCACAGAAGCGGAUGGACGGUGAAAUAGCAGCAGUGAGUGAAGAAGAUGAUCUUGACAGCAAAUCAUCAUAUUAUAAUGAGGAAGAAGUGCAAGUGGUCGAUGACUCAGAAGACGCUCUGCGUGAAAGUCUUCGUAGUAAUCCAGCGUCCUCAAGGAGAUCCAGCACAUGCUCACGGCGCCGCAGUGCUGCCGAAGAGAAGCAGGAACGAGAUGAUGAAAUGUUAGCUCAUGAGACGCAGCGACAUGAGUACUCAGAGGAGGUGAAUAGGCGCAUGAGUCAGGCUACACAACUUUAUGCCGAAGCAAUCAACGCUUUGGACUUUGCGCUACAUCCUAAGCGACAACCAGAGAUUGAACCAUCUUCAAGACCGCUUCUUCUUGGCGUCAAGCAAGGCAACGCGAACAUGCCCAGAAGUGAAUGGGUCUGA
Molecule: messenger RNA, 753 nt
Organism: Plasmopara halstedii
Lineage: Eukaryota; Oomycota; Peronosporomycetes; Peronosporales; Peronosporaceae
Exons: 1
Coding region: 1-753 (250 amino acids)
Source: RefSeq, a predicted model, not a curated record